UAUUUUAAGUCAAAUUGUAGGUUUGUUCAUUUUCUACUUGUGGUUUUCAGUUACCCAUCUUCAAACAAAAUUCAAAAUUUGGUGUUUGUGUUUUUGUUUAAUUUGGAACGACCCUCCCGCCAUCCGCCAUGGCGGCCGACGGUGUUUAUUCGUGCGAGUUUGAAGUUUUUGGUAAGGUGCAAGGAGUCUACUUUCGUCGGCACGCCAUGAGGAAGGCGAAGACCCUGGGCCUCCGCGGAUGGUGCAUGAAUACGGAGAGAGGCACGGUGAGGGGAUAUAUUGAAGGUCGACCCGCAGAGAUGAAUGUCAUGAAGGAGUGGCUGAAGAACACCGGGAGCCCACUCUCCAACAUCGAGAAAGUGAAGUUCACUAGUGAGCGGCGACGGCAAAGAUAUGGAUUUACCAAUUUUCACAUCAGGCCCGAUGCCACGUCCGACCCUGCCGGAGUUACAGACCCAGAGAGGAGGGCGCAUCAUUAGAAAUGACAGCACAUACAUAGGAGAAGUCCUAUCACGGAACCCAAACAAUGUCAGAAAAUGCCAACAAAAAAUUCUAAAAAAAACAAUAUAUUCAAAAAAGCUACCUAACACCAGGUAGACC
Drosophila ananassae is the source of this 600-nucleotide messenger RNA. Its product is annotated as acylphosphatase-1. NCBI's taxonomy places the organism in Eukaryota, Metazoa, Arthropoda, Insecta, Diptera, Drosophilidae. The record is from RefSeq and is a predicted model, not a curated record. The transcript has a single exon. Gene Ontology annotation, molecular function: acylphosphatase activity. The coding region runs from base 129 to 479 and encodes 116 amino acids.